AUGAAGGAAUCGGGCAUGGAAACUAUGAGAAGUUCCAGAAGUGGAAAUAGUUAUGCCAAUGAACAAGUCAUAGGAGAUGAGCCCUCAAGGCUUGAGGUUUGGGGAUGGUAUCUCUAUGAGUUCUGCUCUUACUUUGUUCAAACUGUUCUCAUCCCUGUGGUUUUUCCUCUCAUCAUUAGCCAGUUACAGCAUCUCCCACUGGACUCUCUUCAGGACUGGUUCAAGAACCACCAAGGCAUGGUCUGUGCAGAAAAAGAAAUUAACCUGUACAACACAGUAACAGAGCGCAGCAUAACAGUGAGUGGUUCAUCCUUCUCCUCUUUGGAGUGGACAUCAAUUGCAUGGGGUGGAGGUCUAGCCCUAGCUGCUCCAAUUUUGGCCUUCAUUUCUGUCCACAUCAAUGGACCCUCCCAAACACUCAUCACAGCUGCAGCCACAGGCGUUGGAGCCUUAUUUUGCCUUCCUGUAGGUCUUUUCAAAACCACCAAGAUCUUCAUUCCCUACAUCGUAAUCAUUGUAGCUGCCAUCACAGUCUCAACUGCAACACACACUCACCACUUAGCCCUCAUGGCUCCUACAUUUUCAAGACCACCCCUAAAGAGACUAACCCUAUUUUCCACAAAACAAGGACUUUCUAGUUGGCUCUCUCUCUAUGCCACUGUUGCUGGUUGCUUGGGUGCAUGUAUUGUCUCGUCCUUCACUUACCACAUGCUUAGGGAGCCCAGUGAACAUGAGUUUAUCAGCCUGUGGAUUGUGUCAAUAUUUUCUGGCUUGUUAUGGCUAGUGGGGGUGUUGCAUGUCUUCACAGCUAUGAACAGAACCAGUUCUGUGCCCAACAUUUUGCCUUCAAGGCUUCAACUUUUUACUGUGUUCACUUACCCACAUGCAAUUGGAGGCUUGGUUUCUGUUCUCUUCUCAUCGUUUACCACAAUGAGCUUAUUCACUGGUGGGGUGUUGUUCACAGUGGGUCAUCUCUGCAUUAAGCCAGUGCACUUGCUUUAUUUCUGGCUAACCUAUUUCCUUUUCCCUCUGGUUUCCCUGCCAUUGCUACUCCAACCACUACAGUACCUAAUCAAGGCCAAUGCUGCGAAAAUGAAGAUCAUGGGCUUCCUAUUGUCACUUAUAACUUCUGGUUUCGGGUUCUACUUCUGGGAGAGUCAUUGGAAAUGGGGGCACUUGCUUAUGUUUGGGGCCAUUCAGGGCACAGCAAGUGGGUUGUUGUACACUUUUGGAAGGGUGUUGGUGUUGGAUAGUUCUCCAUGCGGUGAAGAGUGUGGUUUCUCUGUUUGGUAUAGUUGGGUGAGAAGUGUUGGCUUGUGUGGGGGUUUCAUAGUGGGUUCAGUGGUGCCAGAGAAUGUGAGAAUUUCUUUUGGGGUUGCGUUUUGCAGUGCCCUUGUUGGAAUUGUUGUUCUGCUUUUUGGAAAUGUGAGUGACUUCAAUGUUGUCAGAGAGGGAGGUGAGAUCUCCUUGGAUUCCAAGGAAUCUAUCAACGUCUGA
Sphenostylis stenocarpa is the source of this 1497-nucleotide messenger RNA. The record is from the annotation of a GenBank genome assembly. NCBI's taxonomy places the organism in Eukaryota, Viridiplantae, Streptophyta, Magnoliopsida, Fabales, Fabaceae.